GACCUCGGUACCUCCGCUCGCCUCAUCGUGGCCGCGGCGGGCGACGGCAUCCUCUGCAUCGUGCAAGGGGAGGUCCUGAGAGAGGCUGGGGCAGCUGGAGACGUGCUGGCAGCACAGUUUGGCCUCUUUCUUCUGGCUGGCGUGGGUGGCGGGUUCCUGCCUGGGUUGGCCUUCGUGGCGGCACGAAGGAAGUUUCCAACAAUCUGUCGCAAUGCGGCGAUUGGAUAUGCCGCAAUGGCUGUCCACUCUGCCGUGCUCCUGAUGCAGGCAGAGGGCAGAGCUGCACGAAGUCCCCCAAGUUUUUCAGCCUUUUUCCCAGAGGCCAUUGGGACGGAGAUGCGCUUUUUCCUCGAUGGCGGCGGCUACCUCUUCGACAGCCGGGGGGCCUCGGGGCCGCUGCGCUGCUUCCGGGGAGAUUCGCUGCCUUGCCAAGGCCCCCAGUGCCUCUACUCCACCAUCGACUCGCCCCUGAGCCUGGCAGGGCCCUCGCAGUCUCUCGCAGUCUGCGAGACUAGCCUUGGAGCUUCGAAUUCAGACAGCCGCUCGCGCAAGGUCUUGAACUUCUUGCAGUCUCUUGCAACCGCGGACGAGUGA
Messenger RNA from Symbiodinium necroappetens, 594 nucleotides. NCBI's taxonomy places the organism in Eukaryota, Dinophyceae, Suessiales, Symbiodiniaceae. The record is from the annotation of a GenBank genome assembly.